AUGGCAGCUGUUCACCUCAGUCCUCGGCCCCCGCUGUCACCACCUUUGGAGUUCUUUGCUGAUUGUCCCAAGUUCCGUCUGUUGGUCCUUGGGAACCCAGAAUCAACCAAGCAAGAACUCUUUUCCAAAAUAUUUGGCGUUGAACUGUCGAAGAAAGCAGUUGAUGACUUCUUCAAUCAAACCCACGACAUCGAACAGGAGCUCGAGCUACAGGGCCAAAACGAGCGUCUGAUCAUUCACACGUCUCUAAACCUCGGCGCCGCCGACGAGAGUGACUAUCACCGGUUGUGCGACUUCUUACGAUCUCGGUCCACUCUCACCACACCACUGCAAGACCGCAUUCACUGCAUCUGGUAUUGCGUAGCGAGCGAGGAGGACAGAUCUGUUUUGGAGAUCGAGGCUCGCUUCCUCACAAAAGGGCUGCCCUCGGCAGCGCCCAACGUGCCCCUCGUCCUCGUUUUCACAAAGUAUGAGGAAUUUGUAGCCCGCGUCAAGAUCGAGUGGUCGCGCGAUGCUCAGGAGCAGGGCUUGUCGAAGGUUGCUGUGUCGCAUAUCUUGCGGGAUCUGUCAUCGAAGAAGUUCGAGCAGGCUAUCGGCCGCAAGUGGAAUGGUGUUUUGGAGGCAUCAGUUCCCCGAGUGAAAAUAUCGAGUGGCGACAGCGAGGAUGAUGUCCGGAGCUUUGAGGAGCUUGCUGAGAGCACCCUCUCGACACUGCAAAACCGGUCUGUAAAGUUUGUGUAUGCAGCUGCACAGAGGAAUUCUGCGUUUAUUUCGGCACGAUUCUGUGCUGCCACGGCAGCAGACUACUUCGAGGUCGACACCGGCCACGCACGCAAAAUGCACGGCGUCGACACCCUCGAGAUUUUGCCCAACUUUCUCGCCAAAGCCACACAAAUCUUCAACAUGCGGGACACCAACACUCCUCCCGCUCUAGCCGAUACCACCGACAAUACCCUCCUCUUCCGCAUCCUCGACGCCGCCUUCCCUUCCUCCCAGAAGCCGCUCAUCUCCGAGAUCCUAAACCGCAGCGGCACCGAAACAGGUACCAUCCUCUCCAGCCUAUCCCCCCAUGAGCGCGGCGUGCUUCUGGGCCAGGCCCUGGCCAGCAUCGUGCUGUUCCUGCACCGCGUAGCCGACACACAGUGGCCCUACAACCACGACACUGCUGCCGCGGGGGCUGAGGCCGUUGCGCCACUGGCCGGCUCAGCCACGGCACACAGCCACACGGUGACGGCGCAGGUUGUCGACCGCACGCUGCAGGGCAUUAAGACGGGGCCAGGCAAAGACGAGGUGCUGCAGGCCGUGGAAGGCAGUCGAGUUUUCACAACGUGCACGCAUCGGAAGGAUAUUGCGGACCUAAUUGUGCAGGCUGUGGAGAAGGGGGAGAGGGCGGAGCGCGGGGUUCAGGCGAAGGAGCAUGGGCAUGAGGGGGUUGGGCAGAUGACGCACUGGCUGACUUUUGAGGAUGAGGGUAAGAAGCAGGAGAUGUCGCUCAGCUUUGUCAAUGAUAAGAGCACGGAUGAUGUGAUACUGCCUUGCGGGUUGACGAUAUUGCCUCUGACUUAG
Messenger RNA from Thermochaetoides thermophila DSM 1495, 1566 nucleotides. RefSeq lists its product as uncharacterized. The transcript has 3 exons. The coding region runs from base 1 to 1566 and encodes 521 amino acids. The record is from RefSeq and is a predicted model, not a curated record. Lineage: Eukaryota; Fungi; Ascomycota; Sordariomycetes; Sordariales; Chaetomiaceae.